UCUCUCUCUUCCCACAGAGACAGCCCCCAUAGACAUAGAGUACAUCACCUCUGCUGUCUUUCUCAAGCUGUAGUCGUCCUUGCUUGGGAAGUGUAAAUAGACAAACACUCUCUCUCUCUCUCUCUCUUUUACCCUUUCUAAGACAAAAACUCAGAUUGGCUGCCUUCUAACUGCUAGCUAGCUAGCUCUAAGGGGAAAAUUAAAACACACAUGGGGGGAGGUUUAAUUUCUCACUAACACUGAUGUUUUGUUUGCAGAGGUGGAAGUGAUCAGCAGAAAUAUGGAAGUGGUGGAGCUGGUUUUUAAUUUCAAAGGAAAUACACCUUAUUAGACUUUAGAGAUAAAUGGUGCAUGUGUCAUUCUCAAGUUGCUAGUCCCACCAUCUAGCUCCUGAGGCUAGGGUUGUUCAGUGCAAUCACAAAGCUCUCAAAUGUUUCCUUCAAACAACAAUGGCAACAAUGACCCAAUCACUUACAUUGACCAUUCAAUUCUCCACAGACAUUUUUCUACUGAUAUCACCCCAUAUUCCAAACACGAUGACCUCCCUCUUUCCAUUUUUCAUUUUCCAUCUCCCUAUUAUAAUCAAUGUGAGUUAGAACUCGAAGACCAUGAUUUUUUCCUCCAUCAAUACCAUGAUCUCUUACUUCAUCACCAAACCCUGAUGACUGAUAAUUCAGUUUCGGAGACCAUCAUUAACAUGCCUGACUCCAGCAAGAACGAGGAGUCAACCAUUGACUGCACCAAAAAAAGCCAUAAUGCCGCUGAGCAGCAGAUACCGCGAAAGAGAUCAUCAUCUUCCAAGAGAGAUCGGCACAGCAAGAUUAAUACAGCUAACGGACCAAGAGAUCGGAGAAUGAGACUGUCUCUUGAUGUUGCUCGAGAUUUCUUUGGUUUGCAAGACAUACUAGGCUAUGAUAAGGCUAGUAGAACUGUUGAGUGGUUACUCAUCCAGGCAAAGCCAGAAAUCAAGAAGCUAGCUAGAAGCCAGCUUUCCCAGAUGAAUAACAGUUGCAACGUUGCCGCUGAAAAGAGUCCAUCUUCAACUUCGGAAGGUGAGGUGGUAUCUGGAAUUGACAAGGCUUCUAUCGAAGGAAGGUUCUCUAAGGGGAAACCUUCAACAAAAGAGAAAAAGGUUAGACAGCCACGUAAAAUCACUUUCGGCCCUCUUGCAAGGGAUUUGAGAGAAAAGGCCAGGGCAAGGGCAAAGGCGAGGACAAAAGCAAAGAUCAUGUGGACUCAAAGGUUUGAUGAAUCAAAGCUAUGUUAUGACACCAGAAACAUUAAUGAUCUGAAUAAAUUCAGUUCUUGGAGUUCGUUUGAGACUGGUGAAGAAUCUGGCAUUCAAGAUCACAACAGGAACAAUCCUUCCUUGGAGGCCGUGUUAGCUGAGUUUAAAGAGCUUAGCUCUCGCGAUGGAGAGCACAUAAGGAUUCAUUGGGAUAUGGUUGAUGAAUCUUUGGCAAUUAUGAAUAAGUGGAGCCCAAAUUCGAUGUUCAAUUGUCUGCAAAACGCUGGAAUUAACCAAGAGCAUCAGCUCACAGACUUUAUGUCCUUUGGCAAACCAUGGGAGGCCUACAACAAUAAAAACCUGUGAAAACGUGGUUUUCCCUUACUUCUUGAGUUCUUUGACGAGUCAUGUGGAUAAAUAUUAGAGGCAUGCUAUGUAUGUAUGACUUUCUUUGUGUAGGGAAUGUAAUAUGGACUUGCUUUUUCUUUUCUUUUUUAAAAUCUAUUUGGAAUUUUCUUGUGGACUCUAUUGUCAAUGAUUAUUGUUGUGUGUAAUUAUAAUUAGAAUGAUGUUAUGCUUUCCUUGUUUCUGUUCUAAGUAUUUAAAUAUAGUAUCUUAGAUUCACGGUAACCUAAAUUAGAACAAUCAAGU
Messenger RNA from Durio zibethinus, 1879 nucleotides. Its product is annotated as transcription factor TCP18-like. Gene Ontology annotation, biological process: regulation of secondary shoot formation. Lineage: Eukaryota; Viridiplantae; Streptophyta; Magnoliopsida; Malvales; Malvaceae. The record is from RefSeq and is a predicted model, not a curated record. Gene Ontology annotation, cellular component: nucleus. Gene Ontology annotation, molecular function: sequence-specific DNA binding; DNA-binding transcription factor activity.